Molecule: messenger RNA, 5086 nt
Organism: Xyrauchen texanus (razorback sucker)
Lineage: Eukaryota; Metazoa; Chordata; Actinopteri; Cypriniformes; Catostomidae
Product: MAP kinase-interacting serine/threonine-protein kinase 2-like
Exons: 14
Coding region: 284-1711 (475 amino acids)
Biological process (GO): protein autophosphorylation; peptidyl-serine phosphorylation; intracellular signal transduction
Cellular component (GO): nucleus; cytoplasm
Molecular function (GO): calcium/calmodulin-dependent protein kinase activity; calmodulin binding; calcium-dependent protein serine/threonine kinase activity
Source: RefSeq, a predicted model, not a curated record
AUAAAGGGGCGUGAGAUUAUAAAAACUUGUUUUGCUUUAUGCCUUUUUGUACCUUCCACACAGUUAGUCCCAACAGCCCACGGCCACCAUCUGCUGCUCCCGAAGCAGAGGCUCAUACAACGGCGUCAAGCCUGGAGCUUUAAGACAACAACGGGAGUUCCCGUUAAAAGCACCAAGGUUCCCAAGAUAUCGGAUUAGCUGAGUGAAAUUCAUCACUAAAGCUAAAACCACCGUUGUUGCCGCCAGCCACCAGUCCAAACUAAGUCUCAUAAAUCAGAACAAAAUGGUGCAGAACAAGAUCACCGAAGUUACCGGAUUCCAUCGCUCUUUUAAGGGUCAAAAUCCCUUUGAAUCGGAGGAAUUUUCCAAAACCGGAUCCCAUCUUCUUGAUACGGCCUUUAACUUUGAUUGUUCUGAACGACUUGACAUUCCAUCCAGCCAGCCUAUUGACAUCCCUGAUGCUAAGAAGAGAAACAAGAAGAAAAAGAGAUGCAGGGCAACAGACAGUUUCUCAGGGCGGUUUGAGGAUGUAUACAAACUGCAGGAUGAGGUACUGGGGGAAGGGGCCUAUGCCAGGGUCCAAACUUGCAUCAGCCAAAUCACCCAUAAAGAAUAUGCUGUGAAGAUUAUUGAGAAGAGGCCAGGACAUAGCAGGAGUCGUGUUUUCAGAGAGGUCGAAAUGCUGUACCAGUGCCAGGGCCACAGAAAUAUUCUGGAGCUGGUGGAAUUCUUUGAGGACGAGGACAAGUUUUACCUUGUGUUUGAGAAGCUGAGAGGAGGCUCCGUCUUGGCCCACAUUCACAGGAGGAGAUACUUCAGCGAGCAGGAAGCCAGCAUUGUGGUUCAGGACAUUGCGAGUGCUCUGGACUUCCUUCACAAUAAAGGUAUGGCCCACAGAGACCUGAAGCCUGAAAACAUCUUGUGUGAACAUGAGCACAGGAUUUCUCCUGUGAAGAUUUGUGAUUUCGAUCUGGGCAGUGGAAUUAAACUUAACAGUGAUCGUUCUCCCAUCUCCACCCCAGAGCUCCUCACUCCAUGUGGUUCAGCUGAAUACAUGGCCCCAGAAGUGGUUGAAGCCUUUAACGAGGAGGCCACAAUCUAUGAUAAGCGCUGUGAUCUGUGGAGCCUGGGGGUCAUCCUUUACAUCAUGUUGAGUGGUUACCCUCCAUUCGUGGGUCACUGUGGAAGUGACUGUGGUUGGGAGAACGGAGAACCUUGUCAAAUGUGUCAGAACACCUUGUUUGAGAGCAUCCAGGAGGGCAAGUAUGAGUUUCCAGAGAAAGAGUGGGCUCAUAUUUCCUCCAGUGCCAAAGAACUCAUUUCCAAACUGCUUGUACGAGACGCCAAGAAGCGUCUCAGCGCUGCUCAGGUUCUCCAGCACCCCUGGGUACAAGGGGGUGCACUUGACUGUCUCCCUUCCUCGAUCCUUCCCCAAAGGAACAGCAGCACUAAGGACUUGACGUUCUUUGCAGGCAAGGCAGUUGCCAUGAACCGGCAACUGGCUGAGCAAGACGACCUGGAAGAGCAGCAGCUGCAGGACCCUCCUCAUGUUGUCACGGCUGGUGCCACAUCUAUGCGCAUUUCCCCUCCAUCUAAUUCCAAAUUGGCCAAGAGAAGACAGAGGAACAGCCUGCUGAGGGGGGCACCUGUUUCCGCCUCCGAGCUCAGGCAGCUCCUGGCACCGCUGGUCAUUGUGGGAGACUGUGCUUGAUUGGUUGAGCUGGGCUUCCCAAAUUUCAGAUGGACAAAUGAAAGGCUGAGUAUCUGCUACCUUUGUGCAAACAUCCCUCUCCCUUUCCUCUGUUCACUUGAAUAAGACCCAACUAUUUACUAAACAAUGGUUUGGUUCAGGCCUGUCCCAAAUCCAGUUAGAUCCCUUAAGCACUGUCGCAAGAGCUCCAACAGCACUUUGAUCAACUCAACAGCCCGGGAACAAAGGUCACCAGGACAGCUCUAGGCAUUUGAACUGGACUGGAUUUAGAAUAGAGUCUGGGUUACAUCAGCCAUUCUGAAAUUUGUCUGAAGGCAGAGCAUAAGAUACCAGCUCAGAUACCAAAGGUCUAAUACCCCUACUCAAACCAAUUUUUUUGUGCUGCUUCCACGUUUCAACUGGAUCCACUGUGAAUUUUCUCUGCGAGAAAUGCAUUAGUUUUAUGAAUGUUCUGCCUGUAAGUUUGCAUGGGCGCUCCCCCCUCCCUUUGAGCAGAUAUUGAAGAUACUAGUGUGUGCUUAUGCAACGCUGAUGAAGGCUGUUAUAAAUGGCAUUAUUUUAGGAGAUCUCAUCUAAGUGGAGUGAAUCUCUGAUAAUAGUGCCUCACCCCAGUUAAUGCAUCUUACUCUCUUUAACAGAAGAAUUAAUGUAAGUGCUUUUAUAAAACGAUAAGCUUCACAUUUCUGAUUUCAAAUGAUCCAAAUGAUCUGAUUUCCAAAAAUAUACCCCCCAUUUCCAAUGCAAGUCACUGUAACCACUGUAAUUUUUUUAAAAGAAAGUAGAAAUAAUUUGUGCUAAUCAACAUUAUGCCACAAAUGCUGUCCAUUUUAAGAUGCAGCACACACACAUAUAUAUAUAUAUAUAUAUAUAUAUAUAUUUCUUUUUUUUUUUUUGCAAUGCAAGUUUUCCCACUUUGCAUCCGAACCGAUGACCAGAAAACCACAACAGUUCCCUGUAACUGAACUGUCACCAAAAACUAAUAAGGAAGAUUUCUGAGCACAACAGGGUUUAAGAGCAUGCCGGGAGACAUCCAGGUGGUUGCACAAGCACACGUUUGCCAAUGUGAAUGACCAUGGCUGGUAUCUGGGAGUCGAGGCUUUGAGCAUGUGGCCUCCAUACUGAGGGGGGCAAUUAUUGUACGGAAAUAUUAAACCAUCACCUUGUGGGUGCCGCCAAAAGUAAACGAUUCUAAAUAUUAAGAGGGGAUGGAGAAAUCUAUUUUCAAAUAGUGUAACUUAAAAAAAAUGGAAAAAGCAUUCCAGGAAAAAAAAGGAUAAAAAAAUAAAUAAAUAAAACUAUACAAAAAAAGAAAGUCUUCCAAGAAAAUUUUGAUGUAUGAGUGAAAUGGUCUAAGAAAGUUUACUUUGGUUUUUAUAUGUUUCUAGUUGACUCCAAUUCAGAGUGUGCCACACUGAUAUUUCAAACUUGUAGAGUUUUGUUUAACUUUUUAUUAAAAAUAUGAUUUUAUAUCUUAUUUUUAAGCAGGUGCUGUAUGUUGGAAUGAUUUUAUUUCAUUUUUUUAUUGUUUUUUGUUACUUAUGGUUGUUGAUUAUUUGCUGUAAAGAGAGAGCAGAAUGUAAGUAAAUGUGACUUGAGCAAGAGGAAAGAAAGGAAGGAAAAACUAAUGAAGUAAACAAAAGUCUGAUGGUCCUUGCAGAUCUAUUGUUUUACUGGUUUUGCUCUUGCUUUCGAUGUGACUUCAGGGUUGUUUAAACUCCCCGAAAUUAUUGGUGGCUUGGUUGCUUUAGGGAGAUGCAACAAAUUUUCUCUAAGUGCGUAUCUAAAAUCUAAUGCUUUAAUGUCAGCGCAUGUCUGGGAGUGCUGAUCUUUGAUCAGUUUUAACCAUUCCCAUGCUGAAUUCAAAAGACACCAUGGACUUAGUUAAGUGGAGCAAUAGAUCACCAUUCUCUGUCAGAGGUGCAUUUGGGCCCAGAGAUCUGGAUUCAAUGAAGUCUUUAUGAAUCAACAAGCAUUAGUGUCUGAAAGCAUUAGUGUCACCAAUGGGAGUUGAAAUCACCCAAGCAUAUGAUCCUGUUGAAUGUUUUCAGAGCGUCACUAGUUCUUUUGUGUACAGCUCUAAAAUAUAUUAAACCUAAUGGCAGUCCUUGGUUUUGAAGGAGCCAUUAUGCUGAUUAUGACACUGAUUGUAACCUAUACUGAUUUUCUUUCUUAUCUUUAAGAAUCUUUUUACAGAUACAUCUUUGUGGGGGGUUUUAUGUCUUAUAGUAAGACUUAAAUUGUAUGUGCAGCGGUUUCCUCUUGUUUUGUUCAGGAAACUACUUUGCUACAAUGAAUAUGUACAAAUGGAAAACAAAAGCGUUCACAAGCUGACAUUUAAAGCAAUCUUUGGUCUGGAAAAUACAAUUUCCAUGACUUUUUCUGUAUUUUGUCUUUUUCUCUUUUUGCUUUGUUAUAUUGCAGAUAUCCCAAAUGUUUGGGGUUUGUAUUUUCUGAAGUGUCUGUGGUGCUUGGCCGGUGUCCUGAAAAUAUAUGCUCCCUAUCAGGAUGUGCUACCAAUGCUAUAUUCGUUUGUUUUUAGUGUUGGGCUUAGGCUUUGAGGUAGGGUUAGAGCUUAGUGCAGCCUUACACUAUAUCACACUAUCUGAUAGUUUAUGCUGGUAGCACAUCCUGAUUGGUAUUAUCUGCCUGACAAGAUGUGCUUGUUAGGUUUUUAAUACAUGCUGUUUUAGUACAUACCGACAGGUUCUCCCAUCCUCUCGACAUGCGCUACCCAUGUUUUAACUUUACGUAACACUGUUUUUACUGCUGGUAGCACAUCCCGAGCAGGUAGUACAGAUUGUCAGAACACCGGUCCUCAAAAGUCCCUGUGCCUCUGACAGAAGAUUCACCACUGUUUUACCUAUACAGUUGUAUGGGUUGCCUUGUAUUAACAAAUCUGACUUGUAUUCUGAAGAUUUUUUUAGGGGGGUUUCAGUUGCAGUUAAAUGUCUGUGUUUUACACAUCCUAUUACCAGCCAUUACAAAACAAAUGUUAUAGUAUCGUAAUAUGAUGUCCCACCCUCCACCCAAAGAUUUUUGGGAUAAAGAGUAUUCAGGUGCACUUUUUUUUUAUUUAAUAUUACUCUCCAGCCUGAAGUCUUUUGGAGUGUUUCAACCCUCAUUAAGAGCACUGUUUGUCCGUUUCCAAUUUCCAAAGUUUUUCAUUUAGUCCAAAAUACUAAUUGGGGAUAAAAUUGGAAAUGGGGCCUCACCUGGGAAAACAUAGGUAUUGAUUUAAAGAAGCACUUUACUGUACCAUGUGACUAAUUGCAGUUCACUCAAAGCUAAAUUGCUGACUGUUGUUGCAGAAUUUUGUAUCGUUUUGUACAAAACAAACCAAGAAAAACAAAUGCAAUAAAAUGCUUUAAACAUAAA